AUGCAUUAACAUAUUACACUUAAUUGUCAAAAUACCAAAAAGGGAUAUCUGAUAUAGAGAACAGGUAACAAACCUGGGGAUAGAAUAAGUGAAAGACAAUCUUUUGCAUAAUAUGUGAAUUAAUUGUCAGAAACUUAACAAUAAUUAAUAACCCAAAUUAAGUCAACUCCACGGAAAAACUAGUAAUUUAAUAGUCAUCCUAAUCUUCCUAAGUUACAUUCUCCAGACAUCAUGAGUAGACGUUUUGUUUUGAAUAUUGCCAAAUGUCCAAUCAAUAAUUAUUAAUCUCCCAUUUUUAGACCUAAUGGAGUCUAACAACAAUAACAGUUCUAUCAUCCCGUUUAAUCAUCUCGACAUUCAUCUCUUGACAUAAGGAAAUCAAUGGUUGUAUAGAAUAAGCUCGCACCUAUCUAAAAGAGUUCAAUUAUCAAUCUGAGUGGCAGAAGUGUCAGAGAUGAGGAUAUGAGUUUGUUUUAUUAUAAAAUCGGUGGAGAUGAUGUAGUUGAUUAAUUAAAUGAAGAAUUUUACAAUUUUUCAAGUCAGCAUGACAUGAUUAAAAACAUUGAAGAUCAUGAAUAAUAUAAGGCUCAUUUUAAGAUAUUUUUAGAAUAUAUUAUGGGCAAACCAGUGUUUUAUAAUCUUGAAUAGCUGAAAGAUAAGCAUAAAAAUCUAGGACUUAAAAAUAAUGAUUUCAACGAAUUUAAAAAUUAUCUUAUUACAUGCUUUUUAAAAGUUAAUAAAACUUAGCCAGAGCAUGUUUUUGAAUUUAGUUCUAUGAUUGAAUAAUAUCGAUACUGUAUAAUUAAUAGCGAUACUCCAUUUGCUAUUAUAUACAAUCAAAAAACUGAGAAACUAAGCACUAAAGAAGUCCCAGACACCAUUCUGUGUAUGGCUGAAAGGAGUUAUCAGAAGAUAUUUGCUGACAAUACAUUGGCUCAUUACUUUAUAGGAAUUCAACUCCAUGAAUAGGCUAAGAAAUUAGGCAAAAUAUUGCACCAAAUGAUGGGUUGGGACUAGACUUCUGAUUAAGCCUUAUUAGAUAUGAGGGAAUCUCAUAAAAGUAUGCAUUUAAAUAAUGUACAUUUCACACUAUUUAAAUAACAUAUGAUUGAGUCCAUGAGAUAAUUACACAUCUAAGAGAAAUAAAUAGAACUUGUUACCUCGAGAAUGGAUGGAUAUAGAAGUUACAUCAUUAACCAAGAUUCCUUACUUGAGUUUUACAGAGAUCAGCCAACAUUGCUUUAGGUUUAACAGAAAAAGUAUGUCCAACUGCUUAGAAGAGAUCAUAGAAUGCAAAACUUCCCUUAAGAGGCAUUUAGUAGACAUGCCUAAUUCAUUCUUAGGUAUCUCACACAUUAACAUCUACCUACUCUUACUCAUAACGACUUGUGGACCAUUCAUUCUAAAUACAAUAUAGCUAUUGAAUGGAUUGAAUCUUUUCAGGAUAAUUUCUUUCUCUUAAUUCAAAAUCUCAACUUAAAUCCUCUAGUUAUCUAAGAUUAUGAGGAUAUAUGGUUUAAACUUAAAAGUAACCUUACUCAAUAAUAUUCUGUCCAAAAACUCGUUGGCAAAUAGAAAGUAGACUAAAUUCUCACAAAAGUUUAGUUUAAAAUGCAAGACAAUGAGAAUUUUAAUGAAUACUUCAAAAAUGCCAAUUACUAAAUGAGUCAGCAUCUUAAAAGGAUCAUGACAUUCAUUUUUAAAGAUCAACAUCUAUAUAAAUCAAAUGACUUAAAGGUUAUUCAUUAAUCACUUAAGAUCAAAGAACCCACGUUUGAUUUGUUUGUUAUAUUUUUAAAAGAUGCUAUGAAAGAAGAAUAAAUCCAUCAUCAUUUAAUAAAGACAGCUGAAGAAACCUGUGAAUUUUAUAAGAAAAGCAUAUGUAAUUGA
Paramecium tetraurelia is the source of this 1890-nucleotide messenger RNA. RefSeq lists its product as uncharacterized. Gene Ontology annotation, molecular function: oxygen binding; heme binding. The record is from RefSeq and is a predicted model, not a curated record. The transcript is spliced from 3 exons. NCBI's taxonomy places the organism in Eukaryota, Ciliophora, Oligohymenophorea, Peniculida, Parameciidae.